Messenger RNA from Suillus subalutaceus, 384 nucleotides. RefSeq lists its product as uncharacterized. The record is from RefSeq and is a predicted model, not a curated record. The transcript has 2 exons. NCBI's taxonomy places the organism in Eukaryota, Fungi, Basidiomycota, Agaricomycetes, Boletales, Suillaceae. The coding region runs from base 1 to 384 and encodes 127 amino acids.
AUGUCACUUUCGUCAAUGGAGCUCAGCCGAUGCGCAGCAGUUGUUGAAAGUGAAAGGGACCAUCCAAGACGUCGAUGGAGAGUGUUCAUUCAAACUCACUGGGCAGUCACACAAGGGAUGCAAAAUUGCUCCCCACUAUCGUUUACCCCUUUACGCCCUCAACACAAGAAGUUCGGCAUAUACAGAACGGUCGUGCAACACCUACAGGACGCACGCAGUGAAGAGGCUGCUCGCCACCGAAAUACGUAUCUUUCAGUCAUGCGAUAUUUGAAUGACGUACGGAUUGCAUUCCUGGACGAUGCUGGUACCACACAGGCUCUGGCUUUCACGACGAGUGUCGCACGACCUUGGCCACCGCUCAUGGAGUUACCUUUGAAGGCUUAA